UCCCGCUCUUUUUCUCCACUCCAAAAAUAAAAAAAAAACAGAGAAAAUCUCUCUCAAUUUGUUUAUUAUCGUAUAUUAUACUACAGUACUAUUUCUGUUCUCCAUCUUUUUGUUUCAAUUAAUUUUUAUAUCAGAAAGAAAUGCAAGAACAACCAACGAGUUCAAUUGCAGCUAGUUCUUUGCCUUCAAGUAGUGAAAGAUCUUCGAGCUCUGCUCUUCAAGUUGAAGUCAAAGAAGGUAUGGAAAGCGAUGAAGAGAUUCGGAGAGUGCCUGAGAUAGGUGGGGAAGCGUCUGCAGUUCCAGCUGCCGGUCGAGAAGCGGGUUCUGUGGCCGGUCCGGACCGGGUUCAGCCGCUGGGGGAGGGUGGCCAGAGAAAGAGAGGGAGGAGCCCAGCGGACAAAGAAAACAAGCGCCUAAAGAGGUUGUUGAGGAACAGAGUUUCGGCACAACAAGCAAGGGAGAGGAAAAAGGCAUAUUUGAAUGAGCUGGAGACCAGAGUUAAAGACUUGGAGAAGAGAAACACUGAGCUUGAAGAGAGGCUGUCCACAUUGCAGAAUGAGAAUCAUAUGCUUAGACAAAUAGUGAAGAACACGACAGCGAGCAGGAGAGGAGGCAAUGGCAGUUCAAAUGCAGCAGCAGAUGGAGCGCUUUGAGGAAUGACUUGAGUAUACAAUUGAUGGGAAUUGAAACAAAAAAAAAAAGAACUUAUGUAAAGAGACUUGUAUUACCGAUGCAAUGAAGCAGCAUGACUAUAGAACUUUGGCAAAUCUGAAAUCCUAGAUUAUGAUUGGGGCGACCACCGACACUUUUACCAUCUAACGAAUGUUUUAAAUUUAGA
Messenger RNA from Theobroma umbraticum, 838 nucleotides. It is a transcript of the gene HY5, whose product is annotated as Basic-leucine zipper (bZIP) transcription factor family protein. The record is from RefSeq and is a predicted model, not a curated record. Gene Ontology annotation, biological process: response to far red light; red or far-red light signaling pathway; regulation of photomorphogenesis. Gene Ontology annotation, cellular component: nucleus. Gene Ontology annotation, molecular function: DNA-binding transcription factor activity, RNA polymerase II-specific. Lineage: Eukaryota; Viridiplantae; Streptophyta; Magnoliopsida; Malvales; Malvaceae.